AUGGAAUCAGUAAGAAGAAAAAGAAAGCUGCAAGACGACGAGAAAGAAGCCCAAAAAGAAGAUGAAGAAGAGGAGGAGAAAAUGAAGCUGUUCUUCGCUCUGAUCCAAAACACCAAAUCCAUUCGCGACCGCGUCAAAUCCAAGCAAUCAGCACCACAGCAAGACAAAUCCAAAGGGGUGUGGAAUCCAAAGUUCCAGCCAGAAGAUUUCAUUGAAGACUGCGACAAGAAAUCAAACCCCACCCCUCAAUUUGCUGCUUCAUCUUCGACAAAACAGAGGAACAAGCAAGAGGAGGAAGAACAAGGAAAAGACAAGGUUGAGGGAAUUGAGGAUUUGGACCUUAAUCUGUCUCUUURAGGAUUCUUUGUGUCUUUUGUCUGUAAUUACCACUGUUGCUUGCUCUUGAUUCCAAUUCUAAAGCUCUCUUCUCGUCCAUUUUGUUCAUACUUUUUGAGGCUGCUCUGCUUCUGUUGA
Messenger RNA from Momordica charantia (bitter melon), 474 nucleotides. RefSeq names its product NIM1-interacting 3 (gene NIMIN-3). Gene Ontology annotation, biological process: regulation of systemic acquired resistance. The record is from RefSeq and is a predicted model, not a curated record. Lineage: Eukaryota; Viridiplantae; Streptophyta; Magnoliopsida; Cucurbitales; Cucurbitaceae.